UGAGACGUCAUACUUUCCGUGCCUUGAUCCAGACAGCUAGCAGGUCUCCCUCAUUCAACUUCAAGCAGCGUGUUUAUGGUGUAUUGCUUUUUAUGAACAACUACAAAUAAAAAGUCUCCACGAUGGCGUCUCGAGCAGGUCCGAGAGCAGCAGGGACCGAUGGCAGCGACUUCCAGCACCGGGAGCGGGUCGCCUCACAUUACCAGAUGAGCGUUGCCUUGAAGUCUGAAAUCCGUAAACUCAACAUCGUCCACGUGCUGGUCUGGGUGCUGAUGGCCGCUCAGGUGACAGUGAGCCAGUUGAGCCUGGUGUCCCACAAGGUGGUGGCGUCUCCGUACCAGUGGGAGUACCCGUACCUGCUGAGCAUCAUCCCCACCGUCUUCAGCUUCUUGGCGUUGCCGCGUAACAACAUCAGCUACCUGGUCAUCUCCAUGAUCAGCUCCGGGCUGUUCUGCGUGGCGCCGCUGAUCUAUGGCAGCAUGGAGAUGUUCCCCGUGGCGCAGCAGCUCUUCCGCCACGGCAAGGCCUACCGCUUCAUCUUCGGCUUCUCCGCCGUGACGGUGAUGUACCUGGUGAUCGUCAUCGCGGUGCAGGUGCACGGCUGGCAGAUCUACUACAGCAAGAAGCUGCUGGACCAGUGGUUCACCAGCACGCAGGACAAGAAGAAGAAAUGAGCGCUGAGGCAACAUGGUCUCACAGGAAUCCGUGGAAUAGCCACGGAAUCGCUCAAAUUUCCGAGAAACUGACACGGAUUUGGCUACAAUGCAAGUUAAUGCCAGUCAUAUCCCGUGGCUAUUCCAACAUACAAAGUGAUUAUGU
Molecule: messenger RNA, 819 nt
Organism: Centropristis striata (black sea bass)
Lineage: Eukaryota; Metazoa; Chordata; Actinopteri; Perciformes; Serranidae
Product: protein jagunal homolog 1-B
Exons: 4
Coding region: 123-674 (183 amino acids)
Biological process (GO): granulocyte colony-stimulating factor signaling pathway; endoplasmic reticulum organization; vesicle-mediated transport
Cellular component (GO): endoplasmic reticulum membrane
Source: RefSeq, a predicted model, not a curated record